Trichoplax adhaerens is the source of this 777-nucleotide messenger RNA. RefSeq lists its product as uncharacterized. Gene Ontology annotation, molecular function: phosphatase activity. The record is from RefSeq and is a predicted model, not a curated record. The transcript is spliced from 6 exons. NCBI's taxonomy places the organism in Eukaryota, Metazoa, Placozoa, Uniplacotomia, Trichoplacea, Trichoplacidae. Gene Ontology annotation, biological process: dephosphorylation. The coding region runs from base 1 to 777 and encodes 258 amino acids.
AUGGCGGCAGGAAAGCGCAUUAGUUGUAUUUUAAUCGAUCUUAGUGGAACAUUACACGUUGAAAACCAAGUUAUUGCAGGAUCUAUCGAAGCACUGGACAGAUUGCGAAGGACCAACCUAAAGUUGAGAUUUGUUACGAACACAACGAAAGAAUCGAAACGACUUCUUGUUGAUCGACUAAAUAAUUUAGGAUUUGGCGUUCGAACAGAGGAGAUUUUUACAUCUUUAACUGCUGCUAAGAUUAUGGUAUUAAAGAACAAUAUUAGACCUAUGCUAAUGCUGCAGCCCGAAGCAAGAGAAGACUUUCAAGAUGUUCCUACAAGCAACCCAAAUGGUGUAUUGGUUGGCUUAUCGCCAGACUCAUUCAAUUACCAAACUAUGAACGAGGCCUUUCGAAUCUUAGGUAAUGCUGGAUCUCUGAUUGCAGUUCACAAAGGACGAUACUAUAAAACUCUUGAAGGGCUAUCGUUAGGCCCUGGACCGUUUGUAUCUGCUUUGGAGUAUGCUACUGGAGUUGAAGCUAAAGUCGUUGGCAAGCCUCAAAGCAAUUUCUUUCAGUCAGCACUAGAAAGCGUUGACGGACUAGCUGAUGAAACCAUAAUGAUUGGUGAUGAUAUCAGAGACGAUAUUGGUGGAGCACAGGCUAUCGGCAUGAGAGGAAUCCUUGUAAAGACGGGUAAAUAUCGAGAGGGCGAUGAAUCAGCUCAUGGUAUUAAACCUUUCGCGGUUUGUGAUAAAUUCGUUGAUGCAGUAGACAUGAUUAUAGAACUGUUGUAA